Messenger RNA from Fundulus heteroclitus (mummichog), 403 nucleotides. RefSeq names its product NDUFA4 mitochondrial complex associated like 2a (gene ndufa4l2a). The transcript is spliced from 4 exons. Bases 132 to 377 code for a protein of 81 amino acids. NCBI's taxonomy places the organism in Eukaryota, Metazoa, Chordata, Actinopteri, Cyprinodontiformes, Fundulidae. The record is from RefSeq and is a predicted model, not a curated record.
ACACAUAGAGAGCAACAGGUCCAAAUCCUGCCUGCGCACGGCCACGAGAAGAUUGUGGUUGGCCUGAACCGUCGGCUCUGAAUAACUUUAUUUUAGCGGCUGCACAUAAAGCUCUGUAAACCGGAGCCCUGAUGUUCCGGGUAGUGGCAGAGCACGUCAAGCGGCACCCUGGGCUCAUCCCCCAGUUCUUCUUUAUCUGCCUGGGAAUGGGUGGUGCAUCCUUAUAUCUGAUCCGGCUGGCCAGAGGACCACAUGUCACCUGGAACAAGUCCGAAAACCCUGAACCAUGGAAUAAUCUCGACCCCACAUACCAGUACAAGUUUGUGGCCAUCACCACAGACUAUAAAAACCUGAAGAAGGAGGGUCCUGACUUUUGAACCUCACAAGCCAGAGUCAAAUGGAA